This is a messenger RNA of Camelus dromedarius (Arabian camel), 1673 nucleotides long. RefSeq names its product nurim (gene NRM). The transcript is spliced from 4 exons. The coding region runs from base 265 to 1053 and encodes 262 amino acids. The record is from RefSeq and is a predicted model, not a curated record. Gene Ontology annotation, cellular component: nuclear membrane. Lineage: Eukaryota; Metazoa; Chordata; Mammalia; Artiodactyla; Camelidae.
ACAGCCGCUGCCCUUUUCACCUCUCACUUGGGAUUCUAACGUUCCUUUCUGUGACGCGGAGAUCGCAGGCUCGGGACAAGCACCCGAGAAUGUGCUCUACAGCCUGGUGAGAGAGUCCCGCGCAGCAGGCCGGAAGCCCGGACGUCGGCGCGCAGGAGCCCCGCCCUACGGGGCAGAGAUCCAGGCGGGGGGCGCGGCCGGGGCGGGGCCUGCGGCCGCGGGAAUCCCAAACCCGCCCCUUUCCCCACCCCUGUGUUUCUCGCCAUGGCCCCUGCUCUGCUGCUCGUCCCUGCUGCCCUCGCCUCUUUCAUCCUGGCCUUUGGCACCGGAGUAGAGUUCGUGCGCUUUACCUCCCUUCGGCCGCUUCUUGGAGGGAUCCCGGAGUCUGGUGGUCCCGAUGCCCGCCAGGGAUGGCUGGCUGCCCUGCAGGACCAAAGCAUCCUUGUCCCCCUGGCUUGGGAUCUGGGGCUCCUACUACUAUUUGUGGGGCAGCACAGCCUCAUGGCAACUGAGACAGUGAAGGCAUGGAUGUCCCGAUACUUUGGGGUCCUUCAGAGGUCACUGUAUGUGGCAUGCACUGCCUUGGCCUUGCAGCUGGUGAUGCGGUACUGGGAGCCCGUGCCCAGGGGCCCUGUGUUGUGGGAAGCUCGGGCUGAGCCAUGGGCCACCUGGGUGCCCCUCCUCUGCUUUGUGCUCCACGUCAUUUCCUGGCUCCUCAUCUUCAGCAUCCUUCUCGUCUUUGACUACGCAGAGCUCAUGGGCCUCAAACAGGUGUACUACCAUGUGCUGGGGCUGGGCGAGCCUCUGGCCCUGAAGUCUCCCCGGGCCCUGAGACUCUUCUCCCACCUGCGCCACCCAGUGUGCAUAGAGCUGCUGACAGUGCUAUGGGUGGUGCCUACCCUGGGCACUGACCGGCUCCUCCUUGCUCUCCUCCUUACCCUCUACCUGGGCCUGGCUCACGGACUUGACCAGCAAGACCUCCGCUACCUCCGGGCCCAGCUGCAAAGAAAACUCCACCUGCUCUCCCGGCCCCAGGACGGGGAGGCCGAGUGAGGAGCUGAUGUACUGAAGUUCCAAGUCCAGUACUUCCUCUCCCCCUCCAGUUCCAAAUCCCUUAGCAUCCAGGCCCUGGCUGCUUCAGACCAGAGGCCCAAAUCCAUGGACUGAAGGAAACAUCCCUUCCCCUGCUUGAGCCUCUACUCCUUGGGCCCGGCUCCAUUUCCUAAAUUCUGAGUUUCGGCCAUUGUACUCCAAGGUCCACUUCUCAUCAGCCAGGAAGAAGGAGUGGAGACUUUAUGUGUUAGGGCUUGACCUUCCAUUAACCACCUCCUCAUAAGGAGAAGGGUGGGGCCUGACCACUCCCCUGGCACUGUAACUGGCCUCUGUGCCUCAGGGAUCCUCUUCUCCAACGUCUUGCUCGCCCUCCUAGGAGCGGGACCAAGGCCUGCAAGUUUGACUAUAGUGGCUGCCCCUCCAGGCUCCACACCUUGCGGGCUCAGGGGGAGCAAGGCUCCCCCUCUCUGGCCUGUUCAGCUCCGUAUGCCCCACCCCUGGGCUCCAUCCUUGAACCUAGCUGAUCGGAUUCUCCCGCUCUUAAUUCGGUUGACUAAGGGCUCCCUGCUCUCCCGAGAAACACGCGCUACAGGAAAAUAAAAUUCAGCCUGUUUUUUCUA